UUUCUGAUGUUGCGCUAAUCCGAGAUAUGGCAGAGUUAGAGGUUACAUGUCCUCAUAGCAACUGUCAGUGGAGUGGAAAGUUUGGUGUAUUGCAGCAACACGAGAAGGCGUGUCCACAUAAACCCUGUGAACAUCCCCAGUGCAAGGGCUCCCAUCCACAAGGGAGCUGUCCUAACAAAAAAGAUCAUUGUCAGUCUUGUGGAUUGAUGGUGACUCUGAGGCAACUGCAGAGCACCCAUCCUUCUGAAUGCCCCAAAGCAUGUGUCCCUUGUCCAAUCUGUGAAUCUGUAAUGCUUCGUGAAAAUGUAAGUAUGAUAUUGAUAGUGCAUAUAGUGUGCUUAUCUUCUUCUGUGUAUGGAAAAAUAUCUAUAACAUAAAGUCUUAAAAGAAAA
This is a messenger RNA of Lingula anatina, 392 nucleotides long. Its product is annotated as TNF receptor-associated factor 2-like. Gene Ontology annotation, biological process: regulation of canonical NF-kappaB signal transduction; signal transduction; regulation of apoptotic process. The record is from RefSeq and is a predicted model, not a curated record. Lineage: Eukaryota; Metazoa; Brachiopoda; Lingulata; Lingulida; Lingulidae. Gene Ontology annotation, cellular component: cytoplasmic side of plasma membrane; plasma membrane signaling receptor complex. Gene Ontology annotation, molecular function: tumor necrosis factor receptor binding; zinc ion binding.